AUGAUGGCGGACGAAAAGCCGUCAGUUUUAAUCAUCGGUGGUCUGGGCUACCUUGGUCGCUUCUUGGCACUUCAUAUCCAUAGGAACAUGCUGGCUUCAGAGGUGCGGCUAGUGGACAAGGUAUUGCCUCAAUUGGCCUGGUUGGGACCCGAGUUCGCCGAAGCUUGUUCCCCGGACAAGUUUAUGCAGGCAGACGCUAGCAGACCCGAAGGGUUGGCAAGGAUAUUUGACCGUCCGGAUGGCAAAGAGUGGGACUAUGUCUUCAAUUGCGGCGGUGAAACAAGAUAUUCUCAGGAAGACGAAGUGUACAAACUGAGAUCACUCAACCUUUCGAUGGCAGUGGGCAAGGAGGCCGCCAAGCGAAAAGUGAAGGCAUUUGUGGAGCUAAGCACCGGCAUGGUCUACAAGUCAGACUCCUCGCCUAGCAAGGAGACGGACAAGUUGAAGCCGUGGAGCAAGAUUGCAAUCUUCAAACUGCAAGCUGAGCAGGAAUUGGCCAAGAUUGACGGACUCAAUUUGGUAAUUGUUCGCUUGCCACAUGUCUACGGUCCAUAUGCAUCGCAGUGGGUGGCUACGGCUUUGUGCAUGGCCCGCGUCUAUCAGCACCUCGAGGGUGAGAUGAAGUGGCUGUGGACCAAGGACCUCCGAACUAAUACAGUACACAUCGAUGAUGCGUCGCGAGCGUUAUGGGAAGUUGCCGCGUGGUAUGCCGCCGGAAAAGCCCGGUGGACUACUGAAAUGGGAAAAGUGCCGACUUUCAACGUCGUGGAUAAGGGUGAGACUAACCAAGGAAUGAUGGCGGCUAUUAUUGGCGACAUUUUCAAGAUUGAAACGGGAUUUCAGGGUCAGUUAAUCAGCACAUUUGCACGCCUGAAUUUGGACAGUGUGGUGGACGACGUCAACGACGAGGUUCUUGGUCCCUGGGCCGAACUGCUUGCAGAUGCAGGAAUUACUCGGCCCGGACCUCUUACGCCCUUCAUGGAGAAGGAGCUUCUGAAGGACACGGAUCUCAGUAUGGACGGCAGCCGAUUGGAGACGCUCAUCAAGUUCACAUACGAGAAGCCAGUCAUCACUAAAGAACUGGUGGAGGAAGUGAUUGAAAGCUACAAGAGAAUGAAGUGGUGGCCAUGA
Molecule: messenger RNA, 1131 nt
Organism: Metarhizium robertsii ARSEF 23
Lineage: Eukaryota; Fungi; Ascomycota; Sordariomycetes; Hypocreales; Clavicipitaceae
Product: NAD dependent epimerase/dehydratase family protein
Exons: 3
Coding region: 1-1131 (376 amino acids)
Source: RefSeq, a predicted model, not a curated record